AUGUUACAGAAUAUUGCUGAGCUGAAAUCAAUAACUUCAAGCCAAAACUCUGUUGCAGAAGGCUGUGAAUCCUGUGAUACAGAUGAAGAAUACAACUUAAAUGAAAACGAUUCAAAUACUUUUGAGAAUUGUGAUGCCGUACUUGAAAUUGGAAAAAAUGGUCUUCCUAAACAAAAACAGAGAUGCCGCCAUCCAUUUGACAAGUCAAGAUCGUGUUACAUUCUUGUUCUCCCAAUUGAACAGCAGCUAAAAUUUUUUUUGGAGAGUGGCAGAAUGAAAUUAAGAAAAGAAACUACUAGAUAUGACGGAACAACUCUGGGGGAUGUCCAAAGUGGAAACUGCUACAGAGAAAAAGUUUGUGGUGAUGGCUCCGAAAAACAGGUGAUCUUCACAUUGCAACUAAAUGUUGAUGGAGCGCAGUGUUUUAAAAAAAGUAAACUUGGAUUUUGGCCAUUCAUGGGUGUCAUAAAUGAAAUUCCUUACGGGGCAAGACGAGCAAACAUGUUUUUAAUGGCUCUUUGGUUCGGGAACAAGAAGCCCCCUAGAGGGCCGUUUCUUGACACAUCAAUAGCCGAACUAAAGCACCUUGGAUCCUCCGGGAUAAAAUUUGGAGAGCUGACCGUGUUUUUGAGACCUUUGGUGUUAACAACGGAUUCAAUGGCUCGGACUGUUUUCCUAGACGGUACCAUAUGUCGCGGUGAAUUCGGGUGCGAUUUCUGUUUGCACGCUGGUACAAGAACAUUUGCAUUAAAAAUUCUUCGUUGUAAAUUUAACAGCAUUUUUAUUUUCAUAUAUACACGUGAAACAACGAAGAUAGGAAGAGGAUCUGCAAGAGUUUAUCCAGAACCUAUAACAAAUCCUACAUUUCCAUUAAGGACAAUAGAGCAGCACGAAAAAGACUUGAUGGUAAUUACGAUAUAA
Messenger RNA from Daphnia magna, 921 nucleotides. RefSeq lists its product as uncharacterized. Lineage: Eukaryota; Metazoa; Arthropoda; Branchiopoda; Diplostraca; Daphniidae. The transcript is spliced from 2 exons. The coding region runs from base 1 to 921 and encodes 306 amino acids. The record is from RefSeq and is a predicted model, not a curated record.